This is a messenger RNA of Contarinia nasturtii (swede midge), 1088 nucleotides long. RefSeq lists its product as uncharacterized. The coding region runs from base 237 to 881 and encodes 214 amino acids. The record is from RefSeq and is a predicted model, not a curated record. The transcript is spliced from 5 exons. Lineage: Eukaryota; Metazoa; Arthropoda; Insecta; Diptera; Cecidomyiidae.
UCGUAUUGUUAAAAGCCAGAGAGAGAAAUUUCGCUUGGUAGAAUAGUGAUAGUGCAAACUGUUGAAUUUUACACAACAUUUUUUAUUGAAGCAUGGUCUUUUCCACAGUGCAGUUAAAUUUUUUGUCAAUUUGUUGAAUUUUCACAAGACAGUGUGUUCUCGUAAAUAUUUUUGGAAUCUGGAAUACCAUUUUUGUCAACAUUCUUGAAACGAAAAUUUCAAAUACAUUUACAAGCAUGGAUUUUAUAACUUUUCUACGAGUAAUCGUAUUAGUAAAUGGUGUUUAUUGCUUCGUUCCCCGCGGCGAUGCGGCAACAAAAACAAUAACGCUUCCAAUAAAACAACAAAUUUCUCCAGCUAAUGAUAUAUCAGUUUAUGACCCAGGAGUUGUGGAUCGUUUGAAUGAAGAUAUAUUAAAUAGUGAAACUGAUGGGGAUGUAGGUGAUGAUUUCACUGUAGAUGGAAAUAAUUUGGAAUUAAAUAGAGUGCUUGAUGAACUUCGUGAUGAAAUUAAAUUCGACGAGAGUCUUGCAAGCAAAUCUGCUAUGCUUCUGAAAUUACUUGAGGUAACAUCGGCAAAAUCUCCUCUACCAAUUGUGUAUAUCGAAGAUGAUAUUGAUGAGCCAAUGGACGACAUGCUAAUGAAUAAACGAUCUGGUCGAUAUUAUCGUCGAUACCCGUGGAAACGACAAAAUACACGGUCUAGAACACGAUACGAGUCUGAGUCAAGAUACUUAUGCGUGCCAAGCCGUGAAGAUGUAGUCAAAUUAUUGAUGGGACUACAUGAGAAUCGCAAUGGAAAUAACCAUAAAACAGUAUCAUUUUGUAAUCGUAAGCGACCUGCGAAAAACAUUUUCACAAACAUUCGAUUUUUAGGAUAAACGUUACCUUCAGUAACGCUUUGUAACAUGCUUUGUAAUUGUUGCAAAAAAGUGUAAAAUUAAGGGACAGAUUUACAUCGGAGCUUUGUUCAAUUGUCUUUAGUUUGUUUUCAAUAAACCUUAUUUAUAAAAAAAAUUAUAAAAUUUUCGAAUUAAAAAAGAAAGAGAAAAACAAUCUAUCAUUAUAUUCCAAAGAACAUUUAUGUA